AAUCUAUUAACCAAAAGAAAAGAGAGAGGAAAAAAAUAACAAACAGAAAGAAGAGAAAAAUGGCUCAAUUGGCUGCUUUGUCGGGAAAGCAAGCUGAUGAGUACUUGAACGCAAGGCCGAAAUAUCCUACAAUAUGGUACAAAGUGUUGGCUGGUCGAACCAGCAACCAUAAGGUGGCUUGGGAUGUCGGGACCGGUAACGGUCAGGCUGCUAUUGGGGUCGCUGAGUACUACGAGAAAGUGGUGGCAACUGAUAUAAAUGAAUCACAACUCCAACGUGCAAUGAAACACCCAAGAGUCACUUACCAUCACACUCCAUCAUCAAUGUCCGACGACGAUCUAGUGACUCUACUCGGUGGAGAAAACUCCAUAGAUAUCAUAAUAGCUGCUCAAGCUCUUCACUACUUCGACCUAAAGAGAUUCUACCCCAUAGUGAAACGUGUUCUUCGUAAACAAGGCGGUAUCAUCGCAGUUUGGGUUUACAACGAUCUCAUCAUCACCCCAAAGGUUGAUUCCAUCAUGAAACGUCUGGUGGAUUCAACAUUACCUUACAGAAACCCGACUAUGAAUUUGGCGUUUGAUGGUUAUAGAACAAUUGAAUUUCCUUUUAAAAACAUAAGAAUGGGGACUCAAGGAAGGCCUAAAGCUCUUGAUAUUCCACACAAGCUUUCGCUUAAUGGAUUUCUAGGGUUUUUAAAAUCAUGGCAGCCUCUAGUGAAGGCAAAGGAGCAAGGAGAAGAUCUUUUAACUUCUUGUAUGAUUGAUGAGUUUAAGGAAGCUUGGGGUGAUGACAAACAAGUCAAGAAUGUUUUCUACAAGGCAUACAUGCUUGCUGGGAAACUUUAGGUUUCGAGAGCAACCUAGUGGAUUUACAAACAAGUCAAGAAUGUUUGAACUUUUUCAAUUCUGUUU
This is a messenger RNA of Arabidopsis arenosa, 911 nucleotides long. Lineage: Eukaryota; Viridiplantae; Streptophyta; Magnoliopsida; Brassicales; Brassicaceae. The record is from the annotation of a GenBank genome assembly.